UUUCUUGUUCCUAUCUCCCAUUAAUUUUCCUGUCAAGCCUCGCUCUCGCUCUCUCCCCAAAGUUGAUAAAAAUUCAAACUUUUAUGCAGGCAUCGCCUGUGUCAAGCUAGCAUUGGAUCUUCUUCCUGAAAAAGCGCCAACCUUUUCCCUGAAAAUCCUGCAUCUUCACUCACCCAACAAUAAAGGGACGGAAAUGGAGCUUGUUCCUUACAAGGACCCGAAUUCAGAACCCGAACCCAACUCCUCCGGCUCCCUCCCCUGGGAAGACAUGUUCCGAUCGGCCUCCAUCCGCAAGCCAGCCCCGCCCCCCGAGGCCCACGCGCCGCCCGCCCAGUCCCACGCGACGCCUCCUCCCCCUGCUCCCUCCUCCGGCGACCCGGGUCACAAGAACUCGCUCUCCGACGAUCCCCAGGUAAAGCUCGCCCUCUACAUAGCCAUGGCCCACUUCGGCCUUGCAUUCACUGUCUUCGUUCUCUAUGGCACAUGCAAGCUGUUGCAAGAGUAUCUGAGGCCAAUUCAGUGGGCCAUUCUGUGCUCUAUCCCUUUGAGAGGUAUACAAGAGACCCUUGUCGCAUUUUGGUCCGAGCCUCUCGAAUUAGGCCUCACUGAGACUGUGCUUGCUGUCCCUGUCGCCAUCUUUAGGGUUUUCAUAGGCACCGUUGUGGAUAUUAAGGAAGUUUGUUACAGGGUUUUCCUUAAGAAGCCAAAAUCCGACCGGUUACGGCGGAAGAGGAGUGGGUUCUCGAAGUUGCUUCGGUGGCUAGUGUCAUUUGGGGUCUUCAUAUUUGCCUAUGAGAGGAUCGGCGCUGGCGGGUCGGUAGCUAUUCUUGUGUUAGGCUUCUUGUUUAGCUCAAAGAAUGUGGACGCCACGAUGUCUGCUGUGUCAUCGUUUAGGAGUAGCAGUUUCCGCCGCAGUGCAAUGAGCGCGUUUUUCACUAGGGGCAUAUUGAAGAGGUUGAAGACCAUCAUAGCGAUUGGACUGAUUGUCGGCAUGAUCAUCGGAUUUUUGGCUGGAGUGAUGUUCUUCUCUUAUAAAAUUGGUCUGGAAGGGAAGGAUGCAGUAAUUUCAUUGAAGUCUCAUGUGGAAGAGAGUAAUUAUGCUGAGAAGAUCGGCAUGAAGCAGUGGAUGGAUGAGAAUGACGUGCCUGGGAUGGUCGAUAAAUAUACUACCAUGUUCUAUGCAGCUGUGUCGGACCAGAUAGAUAGCUUGGCAAUGCAAUACAACAUGACUGAGCUUGUCACGGGGAUUAAGCACUUUGUGAUUAGUCCAUCAGCUGGCCCUUCGGAGGAGUCCACAUCUCUAAUGGCCCCAUCUCCAUACACUGAGAAAUUUCUUAGUAUCCGCCAACAGUUUAGUAAACGUGAGUGGGGACAGAUAUAUACUGAAGUAGAUGCCCUACUAAGGGAAUUGAUAAUCACAAGAGAAGAUUUAGUUGAGAAGGCAAAGGGCUUAGCUGUUCAAGGAAAGGAUGUUCUGCAAAGUGUUUUUGCAAGUAGUGCUUCAGUCGUAGGAGGCGGGACAAAAUUCGUGGUCUCUGUUGGGAACUCCAUCAUCUAUGGAGCAGCCGAGGUCUUCAAUUUCGUGUCUCAAACAGUAGUGUUCUUCUCGGUUUUGUAUUACCUCAUUACGGCAGAAUCUGGAGGGGUUACAGAGCAAGUGAUGGGUAUGCUUCCAAUGCCAAAUUGGGCGAGGGUUAGGUGUGUCGAAGUUCUGGAUAAAGCUAUAUCAGGUGUCCUUCUGGCAACGGCUGAGAUUGCUUUCUUUCAAGGAUGUCUCACCUGGCUUUUGUUUAGGCUGUAUAAGAUCCAUUUCUUGUAUGGAUGCACUGUUCUUGCAUUUGUUAGCGCUCUAUUGCCCAUCUUCCCAUCUUGGUUUGCAACAGUUCCUGCAGCAUUACAAUUGAUCCUUCAAGGAAGAUACAUACUGGCGAUCACAAUGUCCAUUAUUCAUCUUGUGCUCCUAGAAUAUGGUGCAUCUGAGAUUCAGGAGGAUAUACCUGGUCAUAGUGCAUAUCUCACGGGGCUUAGCAUUAUUGGUGGAAUGACAUUGUUCCCUUCAGCAUUUGAGGGUGCUAUCAUGGGCCCUCUCAUAACCACUGUCGUGAUUGCUCUGAAGGAUUUGUAUGCCGAAUUUGUUCUAGAUGAACCAAAGGAAAAGCAUGACUAGAGUACCUGAUCCAACUCUCUGCGAUGCUUGAAUUUUUGUUUGCAAUCACGUAGGUAGCCUCUUUAUCGAGUUUGAGCUAAUAGGAAAGGAUAUACUGCAUCUAGAAGUCAAUUCUAUCAGUAUGGUUUAUUUAUUGUCAUUUGUUUGUGAGUUGUAAUUGAUGGGCGAUCCGUCUUGAGGUGAAGCUUGUUUUUCUUCUUUUAGAUGGUUCUCUGUAUUGAUUUUUUGUUCAUAGCUUGUUGUCACUUGUAACGUGAUUGUACAUUACUCUGUAUCCAUUAUUGAGAGAUCAUUAUGCUAAUAUUGGAAAUAGGAGGUAUAUGUAGUUCUCUGUGGUUUU
Rhodamnia argentea is the source of this 2507-nucleotide messenger RNA. RefSeq lists its product as uncharacterized. The transcript has 2 exons. NCBI's taxonomy places the organism in Eukaryota, Viridiplantae, Streptophyta, Magnoliopsida, Myrtales, Myrtaceae. The coding region runs from base 194 to 2167 and encodes 657 amino acids. The record is from RefSeq and is a predicted model, not a curated record.